Molecule: messenger RNA, 2385 nt
Organism: Scatophagus argus
Lineage: Eukaryota; Metazoa; Chordata; Actinopteri; Scatophagidae
Gene: cmtm3
Product: CKLF-like MARVEL transmembrane domain containing 3
Exons: 5
Coding region: 211-726 (171 amino acids)
Cellular component (GO): membrane
Source: RefSeq, a predicted model, not a curated record
UCACAUCUGCAGAAAGCAGAUGUUGCGCUUUUUUGGGAACUCGCGCAGCGUUUCCGCGCUGUCAUUGUUUCCGUUUCCACCUCCGAGAAGCCUCACGCCUCCACAUAUCUAUUUUUUUUUCUCUGUUGUUGUUUUGCCCCCGAAUCUGCUACGUUCCGAGAAGUUAGGACUAUCUGCAGUUUGAGGAGAAUUCAAGGCUUCUUUUAAACUAUGGGGGACAUCGAGGCUCCCGACUCGAAUCGGCCGCAGCAGACUGUCCUGCUCUCGCUUCUUCCCAGCAAGGAGUUCGCCACCUCAAGGAAAGGCAUGCUGCUUAUUGCUGAAGUGGUUCUGUCCUUUGUGUCAUUUGUGUGUUUCGCGGCAUCCACAGCGUCGGCCUUCGUGACGGUUCCCCUGCUGGAGUUCCUGGCUGCUCUCUUCUUGCUGUUUGCUUACUCCACCAAAUUCAACGAGAGGUUUAAAGGCUUCCUCUGGCCUCUUAUGGAUUUCAUGAGAUGUGUGACGGCCUCCAUUAUCUUUUUCAUCGUCUCCAUAAUUGCAGUGUCCAAAUAUGUGGAUGGCUCCUCUAAGGCUGCUGGGAUAUUUGGCUUCAUUGCCACCAUCGUUUUUGCUUUAGAUUUUUACCUCAUUUUUAAUGAGCUGGCUGAUUUCCUAAAGCAAGGAGGGGAGUCCAAUGAAGAGCCAUCGAGACAGCAAGAUGAAUUUUCAGACUCUGAUUCAGACUGAGACCAAAUGGAUCUUCAGUAUUGGAUAUGUUUGAGCAUAUAAAGUGAACCUUUGCAGGAGGAACUGCCACUUGCUAAGCUGCCGUCUGCAAGAGUUUCAACAUGCCGCAAGGUUACAGUAAUACUGAGUACAAUAGAAAUCACAUCGAUUUCACCCACACUGAUUGUUGUUGGUUUAUCGCAUGCAUUUAAAGGUAGUUGGGGGGGACUCUCCAUAUGAGUCUUUGAACCAGAUGAAUAAAUCUCUUUUACACAAUAAUCAUGUCAGGAAACAAGUCUAAAGUUUCAAGUAUGUUGGUAUUUCUAAAUGACUUAUUUACAGGCCAUCACAACUCUCAACUCAUAUCCAGAGUUUUAGGUGAAUUGGGAAAAAAUAAAUAAAUGCCAUUAUAAACCUGAUUCUUAAAUGAACAUAAAGCUGUGAAAUUGUUCAGUCUCCUAAUGUUUUUAGGCAUAUUUUUUGUACAAUCUACAUGUGGGAGCGUAUGUCUAAAUCUGAAAUAGUGACUGAUAUUGACUUCUGCACAUGUACUGCCACCCUUUUUACAGACACGUUGAUCGCCAACACUAAAUUAAUGUUGUUUAGGAGUAUGAAGAAAUAAUUUGUGUUGUGACAAAAAUGUUUUUAUUGGAAGUGCUGCACAAAAAGAAAAAAAAGGAAAGACACGAGGGACAUCUUCAUCAUUUUCGCAUUUCUAGUAUUAUCUUAAAGAACAAAGAGUACAAAAGAACAGGCUGGUUGUAAGCAUUGAGCAGGAAAAACAGCUAAACAGGUUGGCUGGUUUCAACCUCUGUCCAUUCGUCUUAACUCUACAAGAGUGUGUACUGUACUGCAUAGCAACCUCUUCUGGACUGUGCAUUUGCAAUUCCCAAUCUUUUUUAUUAUUUAUGUUGGAGAGGUAUCAUGAAUCCAAGCAACAGAAAUGAUGAAACCUAUUGAACUUAAACCCACAUUUCGACAGCCUUAAGUUUCAGUUUGCCUGCUGUAUGUGCUUCUUCUUUCAACCUUCAUGUGUCUGAAUAAGAGUGUGUUGAAGCCACUUAUAACCACUUAAUGCAUUGUUGUCUUGUUAAAUGCUAAAUAUCCAAUAUGUGAAUCUUUUUCUGUACUGAAAAGCGUCUUGUUUUGGUCGCCUGUUCACUUUUUCAUCAGCUCUGCAUGCACGCGAAUGUUUGAUUCUUCACUGCCACUACUGAGAGAUUAGGCACACUUGAACGCCACAGUGACUGUUUAUCUAAUGUACACUGCACUACAUGAGUGUUAACAACAGCACAGCGAACUGAGAAUGGAUGACUGAAAAUUGGCAUCAGUGACCUCUCAUUUCUCAUUUCCAUGUGUAAUUUCGACUGGCAUGUUAAUAGUUAGAAGAACACUUCCAAAGUUGCAAUCACAUCCAGUAGUUACUCUCCGUGGUGCCUUUUGUGGGAGGGUUUUGAUAGUUUGUUGCUUCUGUGUCUUCAUUUAUAUCCAGGUUUUGUUUUGAAUGUUGCCCAGGCAGAAAUAUGCAUAAGUUGUUGUCAGUAAACUGAGACUAAAGCUGAGAAAAGAGAUAUAUGUGAACAUCUGCAGCGCCCAAGAAGUCUAUGUAAUGUCGUCCUGGAAAAUGAGUGUGUCUCCAAGCUAAUAAAAACAUGUACGCUUUGUAUUUUUCAGACAGUC